This is a messenger RNA of Acipenser ruthenus (sterlet), 6553 nucleotides long. RefSeq names its product zinc finger CCHC domain-containing protein 24. Lineage: Eukaryota; Metazoa; Chordata; Actinopteri; Acipenseriformes; Acipenseridae. The transcript is spliced from 4 exons. Gene Ontology annotation, molecular function: zinc ion binding; nucleic acid binding. The record is from RefSeq and is a predicted model, not a curated record. The coding region runs from base 276 to 992 and encodes 238 amino acids.
CUCAGACUGAGGCACAAAGUUUUUACUGACAACUUUACAGCUAUGGUGCGCGCUAUCGUAAGCUAGGGACUGAGAGUGCCCAGCUGAUGGGAGAAAGUAGUUGGGAAACUUUAAAAAAAAAAAAAAAAAAAGGAAAACACUUUCAGGGCGGGGAAAGUGAUUGAUUGAUCGCAAAAGGAAAUUUAACAGAUACAGGAGGUGUGAUUUCAGAGAGAGAGAGAGAGAGAGAGAGAGAGAGAGCGAGCGGUGGGGAAAAGGAGUAACUCUUUGCAAAGAUGAGCUUGUUGUCUGCCAUAGACACCAGUGCCUCUGUGUACCAGCCUGCCCAGCUCCUCAACUGGGUUUAUCUGUCUUUACAAGACACUCACCAGACCAGUGCAUUUGAUGCCUUUAGACCAGAGCCUAAUUCUUCCCACCCGGAUCUCAACUACACCAAGACUGCUGCUGCUGAUUUGAGCGCCUCUCUAAAUUCCAACUAUCUGAACAACUUCUUCCAGCUCCAGAGGAACGAGGCCAUAAAUAACAGUCUGUAUAAGAGUGCCUCGCCCUAUGGCUCCCUCAAUAACAUUGUGGAUGGACUGAGCUCCCUGACGGACCAUUUCUCUGACCUAUCUCUCUCCUCGGAGCCAAGGAAACCCAGCAAAAGACCACCUCCAAACUACCUGUGCCAUCUGUGCUUUAACAAGGGACACUACAUCAAGGACUGCCCACAGGCACGCCCAAAGGGAGAAGGCCUAACUCCAUAUCAAGGGAAGAAGCGUUGCUUUGGAGAGUACAAAUGCCCUAAGUGCAAGAGGAAGUGGAUGAGUGGAAACUCCUGGGCCAACAUGGGACAGGAAUGUAUCAAGUGCCACAUUAAUGUUUACCCCCACAAACAGCGGCCCUUGGAGAAACCUGAUGGCCUGGAUGUCUCUGACCAGAGCAAGGAGCAUCCUCAGCACCUGUGUGAAAAAUGCAAAGUCCUCGGCUACUACUGCCGCCGUGUGCAAUAAGUGACGGAAGAGAUUCACUGCCCUGUCCACCCGCUUGUCCUUCAGGAGUUCUUAGUCAAUAUGCUCUGUACAAAGUGAAAACGUGCCAAAUUGUAUCUGUCAUCACUGCCAAUAGGCCUUAAAAUACCAAUAUAAUGUUACAUAUUCACCUGUGUAGGUGUAUCAUUUUGAAAUUAUAUUUAUAGCAUUAUAACUGACCUUGGCAGUAUUAUUAUUAUUAUUAUUAUUAUUAUUAUUAUUAUUAUUAUUAUUAUUAAUAUUAUUAUUGUUGUUGUUGUUGUUGUUCUUGCCCAUAUCAGUUGCAAUAGAACACCUCACAGUGAUGUCUAUUGAUUUGUUGUUUACAGAAUCCUUUGUUUUCUUUCCUGGCCAGGUGAAGUAAAACACAUUUAAGGAGGCCCGUCUGUGCCUUUACUGUUCAUUGGGUCAAUAGCACAUUAAAUUAACUGUGAAUUAACCGAGCGGGGGUUAAAGAAUUGGUCCCCAGGUAGUAUGUUGAAUAAUGAAACUUAAGUAUUUAUUAUUGGAGAGCUGCCAUGUCUGGGUUGUUGGUUUUGUCUGUUUCUUACUGUGCAAUUCUGUUGAUUUUAGCAAGAGCAUGCACAUACCUUCUCAAACAGUGCUUCCCUUAUGAGCUCAGGAAUUGCUGUAGAUUUCUUAAGGUAUGACUUUAAUCCCAAAGGUGUGUAUCUGUUGGUCAGUUUUGCAAGAAAGCAAAUGAUCCAUGGUUAGAUUUGUAGGUUUUUCUACAGCUUAUUGCAGUUGUUAAGCUCCAUAUUUUUGAGUUUUAGUUGCGCUGCCCAUCGCUCCCAGUUAUUAAAUGUAAUACCUUCACAGAAAUAUCCUAUAAAUAAGAUAAUCAUAAAGAAUUGUGUAGUUUUGAGGUCUAAUACUUGUAUAGUAAAGUUAUUAAUUUACAGUAAACAAUAUUAUAGUAAAACCAUAGUAAUCAUUUCAAUAGGAAUCAUAUCUGUAAAAUCAUCAUAAAUGACUUUACUGAGUUAUUCACCCAAACCAAGACAAUUCUGUACUUUCUAAGACUUUUAUACUUCUUAUAACAGCUGUUCCUUAGUUUAGACAGCACUAUGUUCACAGUGUAAUAUUAAAGGGACUGAAUCUUAAGAUAUAUUUAAUACAUUAGGGUAUGUGCACUGCAGGAGUGGAAAACUGGCGUAGAAGAAAAUGAAGUGAAAAGUCAUAUUCGUUGAGAGGUUGGACUGGGGCCUUUUGGGAAUUGUGAACUGAAGUCAUGAUUUGAGUUUCUGUACUCCAUUUUUUUUUUUUAAAUGAUGCACAUUUUUUCUAUUUACAUCUAUUUUAACCUAUGUAUUUGUCCAAAAAAAUCUUUAAUAAUUCCAGUGAUUUAAAUGAAAUUACUGGUAAUUACCUGAAAUAAAUACAAUUAACAACGGUACUAACAAUUACAUAAAUGCAUGGCAAGUUGCUUAAAAAUCCUCAAACAAAUUCUGAAAAAAUUCUAAUAAUGUUGUAUUAUUUAUUUAAAAUUACUAUUAAUUACUUUGCAUUAUUAAGAAUCGCAGUACACAUGAAAUGGACAUAGUGGCAAAGGUAUUUUUAUUAAGGCAAAAAGUGAGGUGAGCUGAAUGUGUAGCUGGGUUUAGCUACCUAGUAUGAGUGGUGACACAACGUUUGAACUUGAAAUGCAUCUCGUAUGGUUAAGCCUUUAGAACCAAUAGGCAAAUUGGUUUUAAAGGUCACAACAAUGCAGUUGGUGUCAACACACGUCCAGAAUUACAUCUUUGAUGCCAGGAUGCAGGGACAGCUGUUACCUGUUAUUUCAUGAUUGAAGUUAAAUACCCCAGAGUACUGCACUGCAUCUCUGCUCAACGGGUUUUUAUAACACUCUUGUUUAAGUCAUUUAAAGUUAAUUAUAAGAAUCCAGGCAUUAUUCCAAUUGUUUUUUUUUUAUUGGAAACUCUAGUAAUAGAGGUGAACCUUCCUUUAAAGCCCAUGGCAUUUAUGGGGGCAUUCUUAACAAGUGAAUUGUAACAGACAUUUAUAAAUACAUAGUAAUGUAACAUGUUUGUUUUUUUUUAUAUGGGAAACUAAACUUGAAAUACUUACAAUAUAUACUAUUCUACUUGUGUAUGAUGUUUCAAAGAUUUUCCUGUUUACUAUAAUGAUCCUCAGCUAAAGCUAAAACUAAAGUGUAAGUUGUGAGUACUGAUGAGGAUGAUUUGGAAUUGUGUAGAAUCAUUAUCUCUUCAGUAUUUUAAGUUUUAUGCAAAGCUGGUACACACAGUACUGCUAAAAAAAAAUAUUGAGCCCAGCUAAAAUUUCACAAGUAGACGUGUAGAAAGAGAAUGAAAUGCAAUACUUUUACGCUCAAGCACUGAAAUGGUAAGCUGCCACAAAUUUUCCCCAACCCCAUUAGUUAGCCAUCCAGUGUGAACUAAAAUGUCCAACUGGCAAUUAGGAAAUGUAAUUUGAAGACAGCUCGUGGUGGACUUUACAAAGAACAGGGCUAUACAGGGGUUAUUGUAACAUAUCUGUAACAAAACAGCCAUAGUCUGACAUGCAUUGAGCUGGGUAACUAGGGUUUUUUAUACUCUUCUCAGGGUCUGAUGAAUAUGAACUUUAACCCUUUGCAGAGCCAAAUAAACAUCAGCACAGUUUUAAUACUAUAAAAAAAAAAACUAAAAAAAACCCUCCCAUUUAAUUGAAAGUGAGGAAUAGUGUUGGCAGAUUCCACCCUGGAAAAAAAAUAAAGAACCAAAAAGUGAAUUUACAGUAAUUGUUUAGUUAGGAAUCCUGGAUAAUGCCCGGAGCUGGCAAUUCAUGGGUUAAAAAUCUGGAGUGUGCGUGUGAGGGGAGUGACAUAAUAGAUGUGGACAUGUGCAGUGUUGAGCUUCACCUGACGGUGACUGAUAGUUCAAAGUGAUGAUGAUAUAUUGGGUGUGAGAUGAGGAAAGAGAAAAUGAACAUGACGACACAAUGCAUGAAUGCUAUUGAUGCCUUUGAAUUUGAUAGCUUUAAACACUACAUCAUAUAAUCUUCCGUAAGAAAAAAGUACUUUUGUAAAUUAACUCUGACUGCUAAACAGAACUUAUCCAGCUAUACAAAUCAUACUGUUGUUUUUCUUUAACACUUUUAUAUACUUGAAUAUCUGACUUGCAUGUUAUACUUGCUUUGUGUCCAUUUCCACUUAGAUUAGUUGACUUGGCAUGCUCUGGAAAUUCUGUGUAAAUGCAUCAUAGGGUGAAUGUGUCUUGACAACUGAUUAAAUCAAACCUGAGAAAUCAUGCAUGCAUGCAAAAAAAAUUAUAUAUAUUUCAGAGGAAGACCCUCGUAUGAUAACAUUUGUUUUACAACUUUUCUUUGUGCUAAUAUAAUCUUAUUUUGAAAAUGUUCCCCCAUAUUAUACCAUACCAUUUCAGUGCUUUGAGAAUUAACCUUACCUGGGUUUCUUUCCAUGAUUGUAACAUGACAUUGAAUUUGGUACUUUUUUAUUAUUUGAACUCAUCAGUACUACUUAAACAAACAGGAACCAUAAUCAAGGUCAUAUUACAAAAGUAGUAAUUGUUUAUUGUUACAGAACACCCAUGUAAUCCACAAGUUUCAGUUUCAGGAGAAAGUGAAUACAGUGAAAAACUGCUGUGAUUUGUAAGAGAGCUUUAAAGGGGACAAUCGUGUGCAGAACUAGAACUUUGACAUAUACCUGUUCAUGAAAUUUUUUUUUGCUUGCAGAUGUAUUUAUCUUGUGUUACAUAUGAUAUACUUGACUUACAGUUCCUUUUGAGUUUCAAGGUUUAUAUACCAUUUCACACAGUAUAUUAUGUGUGUAUGUUAGAAACCUUUCUAGAUGUUAAAAAUGUUCAAUGGUUGCAAAUGAUAAAAGUUCUUUCCCUGACAUAGAUAUCUUUGCAAUGACCUUUUAUUGUAUAUAUUCGAAGGCCACCAUUUUUUAAAAGGAUAUUAGUUAUUUUAAAAUGUUAUUUGCGAUGUCAAAUUUGUUUUGUUUGUUAAAAAGGGCCUUUUUAUUGGCAUACAAAUGAGGCAGUGAGUUUUUCUUAAGUGUUUUUCAAUCUGAGGGGAUAUCCUGCAGAAAAUAUUUAUGGAAAGAUGCUUUUUUUUGUCUGUAUAAAGUAUGCAACAAAACUACACUAAGAAGGAAAUAUUGAUGUCUACAUAGAAUAUUAUAUGAAGGGUACAUAAUUCUUAAAAAAGCCUUGCUCUCUUAAAAGCCUUUUUUAUUUUGUUUUUGUUUGGAUGAAAAUAUUAUCAGUAUUAAAUAACCAAUACCGUAUAUUAUUAGAGUACUUAAACUAAUAUUAUAAAAUGCUUAAUGCAGUUCAUAUAUGUGUAUUUUGGAAAGCAUUGUAUCCUUUUAAAGAGGAGUAUUAAAUUGUUAUUAAAGUUUAUUAACUAGGAGGAGUAAUUAUGUUUAUAUUACAUUUAAAAUAUGUUAUUGUGGAGGCAUGGUAAUUACAAGCAAUAUUGAGGUAUGCUUUCAUCAAUUAUGGAACACAUUAAGUUGUUUAAGAAAAUGUUUAUAACUGUUUAUUUUUUUUUAAACUGACACUCACCACUGUAUACAAGCACAUUAAACUGUGAGUUCUUCUAGUAUGCAAAAAUCUACUAAAGCAAUAGCAACAAGAAACUAAUGUGGAUAUGUUAUUUUAAGCAUAGCGUAGAAACGUAUGUUAGACAUAUAGCAAUGAUGGGAGAAGUAUGCGUAUGAUAGAAUGUGCAUGUCAUUUUAAAAUUGUUUGAAACAUGUAUGGUUUCCUUGAAAUGUAUCCUUAUGUUUAAUGCAUUUUACCAUGCUAAGAGGGAGAUUUGCCUAAUGUUCUACCCCAGUAUAUAGAAAAUAGUUAUUCACUACAUUGAAUGCUAGUGUUCACAAACUAACAUCAUACUUUACAAGAUCCCUGCUGCUUUUCUAAAUGUAAUGUAGUUUAAAUUAUAUAUAUAUAUAUAUAUAUAUAUAUAUAUAUAUAUAUAUAUAUAUAUAUAUAUAUAUAUAUAUAUAUAUAUACAGCAUUAUGGUUCCAAGUUACCAGUGUUUACUUGAUUUUAUUUUUCUAACAAUGUUAUUAAAAAAAAAUACAUGUACAGCUAAAAUGAUGUUGGACAAACACAGAGAGGCUGGAAAUGGAAAUGUACAGGGUGAUUAAAUAGGGUAGGGCAGUUCAUAGAGGUGUAUUAUCAAGGGUAUUCAUGGCAGCAUGGUGGAAUGUUCAGUGCAGCACCAGGAAGACUGCAUGGGGAUGCAGUACCAUGAGGUACCACAAGUGGGAACAGAGAGUACCACUAAUACAUUCUAUGCUGAUGAGAUACCACCAAUAACAGUGCAGUGCCCCUUAUACCCACCAAGUUUUACUUGUAUUGCCCUGUCAUGAAUAUUAUCCUUGGAGCACCUUUCUUAACUGCACUACUUUUUAAAUCACGCUUUAUGGAAAUCUGCAGACUGUAAAACUCUGCUGUAAAUGUCCAUAAAAUGGCAUUCCGUCAUGUGCCUUAUUUACUGGUUAGGAAUAAAGUUUGCUUAUAGUACUUUUUUUAGAGUUUUAUUGCUGAAUUAAAAUACUGAAAAUGUU